AAACAGGAAGUUUUAGCACUUUACAGCUGUAGGCUAGUUUGCUAGCAAUAGAGUUGAGAGCAAUAGCUGCUUUAAUUUUUAUUUUAAAGUUUUUAUUUUAAUGUCAGUUUUCGCUUUCCAACCAAACAGGUUUUUUUUCCUGUUAUGCUGGCUCAUAAAUGUCGAAUUUCGUGCGGGACAUUUUUACGUAAACGUGCGGAUUUAGAAGAUUAGCCCACUAGCUUGCCUUGAGCUAGCAUUUGUCAGUGUUAGUAGCACUUUAGUGGUAAAUGGUGGCAUCUGGCGUUUCGGUUUGGUUUCGUGAUUCUUACCUGUGGUAUUUGAACCACUGAAAAUGAAAUCAUGGAGGAGCGAAAAUUAAAGAGAAAGAGUCCCAGGACCUCCACCAACACGGCGGCUCCGACGAGUGGGGGUUCUGGCCGAAGGAGCAACUCCUCGCCCGGCGGAAGGCAUGUCGCCGGCUACAGCCACAACAUGGGGUCACACUCCAGCCAAAAGAGCAGGAGCAGGAGGGGAGCCAGAGAGAAACCCAAACAGGGUGUGGGGGUAAAACCGAACCAGAACCAGGGUCAGACGGCUCCUGUCGUCCAGCACUCUUUUCUGACGGAUGUCUCAGAUGUACAGGAGAUGGAGAAUGGUCUGCUCAGUCUCCUCAAUGACUUCCACUCAGGGAAACUCCAAGCAUUUGGAAACGAGUGCUCCAUUGGUCAGAUGGAGCAUGUCAGAGAGAUGCAGGAGAAGCUGGCCCGGCUGCAGUUUGACCUCUACGGCGAGGUGGACGAAAUGCCCGAGAAUCUGAGGAAAACGGCCCGUGACACAAACAUGGACAAGUUACUCCUGAAUCUUGAGGAGUUGAGUUCUUCCAUACAAAAACUCAAUCUGGCGGACACUCAAGAAAUCCCAAAGACGUCCAGCAUGUGAAUGUUUUCUUCUUUUCUCAGCGUUUUUUAAAAAAAAAAUUAUUUUUGUUUUAUUUUCAAUAACGUUAUUUUUGGAUUUCUCUGAGCGAUUACAUUUCUAGAAUGUUUGUUUAUAUUCGUCUGGAGUGGUUCACGCUGCUGCAUGUGUAGGAGCGGGAGAGGGUGGCCUCUCAGAGCAGCACCAGCUGCAAAUGCAAACUUAGUUUCUAUCAAGCUGAAAUGCAGUGGCAGGAAUUUAUCAUUUUUUUUAUUAUUAUGAAUCAGAUGUAAUGCAUAUUUUGCUGCAGGAUAGAGUUUAAUGAAGGUCCUUCGGCAAGCCUGUGUGCACAUUAUUCUGCAGCAUUCUGUCGCAGCAUCCUUACUUGUAGUGUUUUUUUCUUCUUCUAAGGUGUCGAUUUGCAUAUAACUACUAACCAAAGUGAAAAUCGCCACCUAGAAAUGAUCCGUGUGUCACACUAGAUCUCGACCCUCCCUAUAUAAGUUUAAGCAACAUUCAUUCCUGUCCGAGAUGACGAACACUAUUAUCACCUCUACCAGUCAUUGUGGACUCGAUUUGCACAUGUAAAACCCAUUAUCACCAAUGAGUCUGCUAAAGACUCAAUAAUCCAAAUGUUACAAUUACAGCCAUGCCUUAUCUUUUGUCUUCCUUAUUUGCCUUAUUUGUAAACAUUGACAUCAAUUUAUGACACGAGGAGUAAAGACUUUGAUUCUCUGAUAAUCAUUUAAUGCAUUUUAGAUCAGAUUUUAUUUAAUCACCUCUUAUAAGCACUGUUGUGAAAUAAAGUUAUGCGGUUAACAUCAUUGUAUAUUUAUACUGACCUAAUAAAACUGAUGAAUAAAUAA
This is a messenger RNA of Oryzias latipes (Japanese medaka), 1763 nucleotides long. RefSeq names its product coiled-coil domain containing 28A (gene ccdc28a). NCBI's taxonomy places the organism in Eukaryota, Metazoa, Chordata, Actinopteri, Beloniformes, Adrianichthyidae. The record is from RefSeq and is a predicted model, not a curated record.